AUGAGUAUGUACUAUUACGAAAACAGGCUAAAUUCUUUUACCUCAAAGAAAAAGAAGUGGCCUCACACGGACAAAAACUACAAGGCAACCCCGGAAAUGUUGGCAAAAGCUGGUUUUUAUUAUCUUCCUGCCCCACGCUCACCAGAUAAUGUAAUAUGUUUUUUAUGCCACAAAUCGAUGGAAGGUUGGGAUCCCACCGACGACCCAAAUAUAGAGCACAUAACUCAUUCUCCGGAAUGUGCUUGGGCAUUAUGCUAUUGCAUGACGAGAAAAUUUGCUGACAAAAAGUUACCUUCCAAUUUGGACGAUGAUCAUUCACCUUCGUCCAAAAGAAUGGAGGAAUUAAGGUUGAUGACUUUUGGUAAUUGGUGGCCUCACGAAGGAAAGAAAGGUUGGAUCGGUACGGCGAAGAAGAUGGCCAAAGCGGGUUUCGUCUUUGCCUCAUCGAUUCACACACCUGAUAACGUGAUGUGUACCUAUUGCGAAGUGAGCUUGGGUGACUGGGAACAAAAGGACGAUCCCAUGUAA
Acaulospora morrowiae is the source of this 528-nucleotide messenger RNA. Lineage: Eukaryota; Fungi; Glomeromycota; Glomeromycetes; Diversisporales; Acaulosporaceae. The record is from the annotation of a GenBank genome assembly.